This is a messenger RNA of Xenopus tropicalis (tropical clawed frog), 8634 nucleotides long. It is a transcript of the gene mki67, whose product is annotated as marker of proliferation Ki-67. The record is from RefSeq and is a predicted model, not a curated record. The coding region runs from base 214 to 6945 and encodes 2243 amino acids. The transcript has 22 exons. NCBI's taxonomy places the organism in Eukaryota, Metazoa, Chordata, Amphibia, Anura, Pipidae. Gene Ontology annotation, molecular function: DNA binding. Gene Ontology annotation, cellular component: nucleus.
GCGAGGGAGCGGAAGGAUACGCAGAGUGUGAGGGAAGUACACUAGUGGUGUCGCUUUGCCGCGGCGCUUCGCGCCUGCGCAGUGUAAUUGCUACAGAGUCUCUGGAAACGGACGUGUCACGGUACUUGGAGGUCCGGCUGCUUUGUCGUUAAUGGACUAAACGGAGAAGGGAAACGAAACUUCAGUGUCCAGGUAAGAUUGCCUUAUUGGAGGAUGCCACUUUUUGGGGAAAUUGUUGUGAUAAAAAGGAAUGGCACAGAUGGUACCCAUUUUCCACUUACUGCAACUACUUGUCUGUUUGGAAGAAAAUCAGAAUGUGAUAUCCGCAUUCAGCUACCACAUGUCUCCAAAGAGCAUUGCAGAGUUGAAGUCAAAGCAAACAAAGAGGUUUUUGUCAUCAACUUAAGUACCGUCAAUCCGACACAGUUAAAUGGAAUAGCAGUUCAGCAACCUGAGGUCCUUAAACAUGGAGAUGUAAUUACUAUAAUUGAUCGUUCUUUCAGAUUUGAACAACCACAGACGAACCCUCGCAGUCAGUCCACAGGAGGAAAUUCUCUAAGUAGCAAGUUGGUCGAAGAUGAACAGCCAUCAAUCAAAGGUAAAGCGAGUAAGCUCACUCGGAAGUCAGAAGGAAAUGUAUCUAGGACCACCCACUCUCGCCUCUCUCUUCCAAUAUCACCACAUAGACGAUCUUCAAGAGAGAAGAGAGAUUUGUCACCUUUUGGUGAAUUGUACGAGAUGCUUAAAAGUAAAGAGUUAAAUCUAGAGCAUGCAAAAACACCAGCAAAGCUAAACAUGGAGAAUGGAGAUCAUAUCAGUACUCCUGUCACAACUAGAAGGAGCGUUGGAAAUGCUAAAGAAACGCAAGAGUUGAGCAUUGGAGAAUUGCAGUUUGAAGGUCAGGAACUUCAUGUUGAAUCGGCAACCUUGUCAGAGAAAACUGCCAGUGCCUUAAAAAGUCCAUCUAGAGGGCGUCAGUCCACUCUGUCAAAACAAGAGCAACAAAGGCUUAGUGGUAAAAGAGUCUCUCCUGCCAAAUCUGAGCUGCUUCUUAAAGAUACAGCUAGCUUUCAAGAUAAUGGGCAAAAACAGACCAAUGACAAGCUCACUCCAAAUCGGAGACGUAGUACUUCCAAUGAACCUGCUCAAGAUGUGCAAAUGACACCUGGAAAAUCUGGAGGUUCCGUUUCACCUCGGUCCAGAAACAUGUCUCCAAAAUCAGCAUCUCCCAAAGGCUUGCACAAGAACGUUAAAGGAUCAGCUAAAGUCUCAAACCCACGACAAAAACGACGUAGUUCUGAGCUUGAUUUGCCUGAGCCAACUCCAAAAAGAAAAAGGGUCUCAUUUGGAGGACAUCUAAGUCCAGAGCUUUUUGAUAAAAGGCUUCCUCCCAACUCUCCUCUUAAAAGAGGUGCAACACCUGCUAGGCGGAGCUUAUCACUUGUCACGCCUCUUGCACUUAUGCGAAAGAGCUUUGGUGGUUUCAGGCAAACCGCAAUUAAGGAAACUUUUGAGCCUGGCACUGACUUAGCACUCUUCAAGGGAUCUCCAGCCAAGAAGUCACCAUCCAAGAGGUCGCCCGCCAAGGGGGCAUCCCCGGCCAAGAGGUCGCCCGCCAAGGGGGCAUCCCCGGCCAAGAGGUCGCCCGCCAAGGGGGCAUCCCCGGCCAAGAGGUCGCCCGCCAAGGGGGCAUCCCCGGCCAAGAGGUCGCCCGCCAAGGGGGCAUCCCCGGCCAAGAGGUCGCCCGCCAAGGGGGCAUCCCCGGCCAAGAGGUCGCCCGCCAAGGGGGCAUCCCCGGCCAAGAGGUCGCCCGCCAAGGGGGCAUCCCCGGCCAAGAGGUCGCCCGCCAAGGUAGCUACCCCGGCCAAGAGGUCGCCAGCCAAGGUAGCUACCCCGGCCAAGAGGUCGCCAGCAAAGGCGGCAUCCCCAGCCAAGAGGUCGCCGGCCAAGGCGGCUACCCCGGCCAAGAGGUCGCCGGCAAAGGGGGCAUCCCCUGCCAGGAGGUCGCCCGCCAAGGCAGCUACCCCUGCCAGGAGGUCGCCCGCCAAGGCAGCUACCCCUGCCAGGAGGUCGCCGGCCAAGGCAGCUACCCCGGCCAAGAGGUCGCCGGCAAAGGGGGCAUCCCCUGCCAAGAGGUCGCCGGCCAAGGCGGCAUCCCCUGCCAGGAGGUCGCCGGCCAAGGCGGCUACCCCUGCCAGGAGGUCGCCGGCCAAGGCGGCUACCCCUGCCAGGAGGUCGCCGGCCAAGGCGGCUACCCCUGCCAGGAGGUCGCCGGCCAAGGCGGCUACCCCUGCCAGGAGGUCGCCGGCCAAGGCGGCUACCCCUGCCAAGAGGUCGCCGGCCAAGGCGGCUACCCCGGCCAAGAGGUCGCCGGCCAAGGCGGCUACCCCGGCCAAGAGGUCGCCGGCCAAGAGGUCGCCGGCCAAGGCGGCUACCCCGGCCAAGAGGUCGCCGGCCAAGGCGGCUACCCCGGCCAAGAGGUCGCCGGCCAAGGCGGCUACCCCGGCCAAGAGGUCACCAGCCAAGGCAGCUACCCCUGCCAAGAGGUCGCCAGUCAAGGCAGCUACCCCUGCCAAGAGGUCUCCUGCCUCAGCAACCCCUGCCAAGAGGUCUCCUGCUUCUACUUAUACAAAAGGACGUUUCUCAAUUUCACGAAUUGAUACACCACCGCAAAUAGAUGUCCAUGCUCCUAACACUGAGAAAAAUGAACUCUCUGCACAAACACCCAGAAAAUCACGGAAGUCAAUAUCAUUAAAGAAAACGCCAGGAAGAAGAAGUAGAAAACUUGAAUCUUUUGAAAUUUUGCGUUCCAGGCGAAGAAGUGGGGCAACUGAAGCUAACUUGCUUGUUGCAAAAUCAUGGGCUGAUGUUGUAAGAAGCGGUGUUCCAAAAAAUCAGAAGAAAUCUGAAAAGCAUGCUCGCAAAGCAGUACCUACCAAGAGAAAGCCAAAGCCAAAGACGCCAGCACGAAGAAUUAUUGACCGAAUUGGCACAGGACAUGCUGAUUCUCCUGCCACAAUCCUUGUUGGAAGAGCUCAUACAAGAACUGUCGACCUAACUGGAUAUGUUCCUAAAAUUGUUCAAAACCAAGCAAUAAAAAUCACCAAUGACCAAAAUGAAAGCUUUACAGGUUUGAGUGAGUUGUUUAAUACCCCUGCACAUGUGAAACCAAGGAGAAGUGGUCGCUCAGGAGGCCUUCCGAUGGAAACUCCGCAAUCUAUAAUUGUUGAUAUGUCACUGAUGAAGACUCCAGAGGAAUUAGGUGAAAUGGUGGUUUCUCCAAUUAAUGGUAGCCCUGCUACAACACAGAAGAAACAGUACAGUCGUGACGCAGUAUCUCGUCUUCUAAGUCCUGUGACGCCAGCAUCAGAAGAACAGAUAUCCGAAGCUUCCAAAGACACUCAGUUGGUUGUAAAAGAGACAGCCACAUUAAAUGAAACCCGUUUUAUAAAAAAGGGUGCAAAGGCACAGAUGAAAAAAAGAGGAACAAUGGGUUUGACUGGUGUAAAAAGGAUUAUGAGAACACCAAAACAAAAAGGAAAGCAGGUUAUUGAUCCUGUGGCGCUAAAGAAAAUGUUGAGAACACCAAAACAAGUUGAAUCACUUCCUGUAGAGUCCUCUGGCCCUAAUGAUCUAGUUGGACUGAAGGAAAUCAUGAAAACUCCAAAAGUAAAAGGGCAACCAGUGGAGGAUAUGACUGGCAUAGCACGCAUCAUGAAGACCCCAAGACGCAAGCAACAACCAGUAGAAGAUAUGGCUGGUAUUAAACGUAUUAUGAAGACUCCUAAACAGAAAGGGACGCCUGUUGAGGAUAUGACCGGAAUCAAGCGUAUUAUGACGACCCCCAAGGAGAAAGGGCAACCCGUGGAGGACAUGGUGGGAAUCAAACGUAUUAUGACAACCCCCAAGGAGAAAGGGCAACCCGUGGAGGACAUGGUGGGAAUCAAACGCAUUAUGAGAACCCCCAAGGAGAAAGGGCAACCUGUGGAGGAUAUGGAAGGUUUAAGUCAGAUUAUGAGAACACCAACUGAAAAUACUCACCCAAUAGAAGAAAUAUUUGGGAUGAAACAACUAAUAAAGACUCCUCCAAAGAGAGCACUUGGUGUUAGAGAGGGCACGUCUGGGACACCAUCACAAUCUGGCAAAAAGGCUACUCUGUUUCAGACUAAUCAAAAAUCGGCACAAGAAGAAGCAUUGCCAAAACUUACUUUGGAGAAAAAUAAUGAAAGCGAGGUUGCUGUACAAACUGACAGAGAAACUGAAAAAUCUAAACCAACCCCCAAAAGAGGUCGACCUGCCAAGGCUAGUGUGAAGCUUGCUUCAGAUGGUGGGAAGCCUGUUGAUAAUGGCACAUCUACACAUGAAACACACCCAGAAGAAAGCAGCAGAGAGGCUUCUCUCCAAGUACUGGCUAGUGAUGAUAAAUCCUCCACAGCUGCUGAUAAAGCCACCCCAGCCAAACGAAGAGGUCGUCCAUCCAAGUCCAGUUUGAGUGGUUCACCAGGUGGUGGAAAUUCUGUUGAAAACAACACAUUCAGACAUGAAAAAAAUCCGGAAGAAGCCGCUCCUCUACAGGUACUCUCCACUGAAAAUACUUCAUCCUUGGGUGAUGAUAAAGCUACUCCAGCUAAAAGAGGUCGUCCAUGCAAACGUGGUAUGAGUAAGUCACCAGCAUCUAGUAAUAAAGAUAAGUCUGUUGAAAAGAAUAGUACACCAGAGCAUGAAAAGAACCUGGAAGAAAGCAAUGAAGGAACAUCUCUACAGGUACAGACCAUUGAAGAUGCUUCUUCCACUAGUGCUGAUAAAGCCACUCCGGCCAAAAGAAGAGGUCGUCCAGCUAAACGCAGCUUGAGUCAUUCACCAGGUUUAGAAAAACCUGUUGUAGAUGUUCCAGAAGACCUAAGCACCAGCAAUGAGGUCUCUAAUAUUCCUGAAGGAUCAAGUCAUAUCAAUACAGACCAAGAGAACAAUGUUGAUUUACCAAUGGAAAAAGAGUCUGAACCGUUAAAUCUAAAUAUUGGAGCGAAAAAAGUCACUAAGAAAUCUCAGAGAAAGAAAGUCACAGAAGAGUCUGUUCAAAUAGCAGUGGAAAACUUGGUUGUUGAACAAGAUGAUGAAAAAUCUGCUCCCCAAAGACGACGAGGAAGACCUCAAAGGGGUGGUCUUUCAUCUACCACUGAAGUUUUAGACGAAGCAUUACCAGAAGAGCCUCCAACAAACAGACGAACUGGCAGGGGCCGAAAGAUUGCAGAAGUGGCAAAACCGCAACAAGUCAGUACAAGUGUUGAAGAAUCUCAAGAAGUAAGAAACGAGGAACUCUCAGCAACUAAGACUCAGACUAAGUCUACCAGGCAUCAAAAAGCUGUAUCUGAAGACUCUACAGUUACAGCAACUAAGAAGCCACGUGGAAGGCAACCUAAAGUGGACAGAGAACAGAAAGCUGCUGAGGAGGAAAAUACUGUGGAGAAAUCACUUACAGAACUGCCAGGAGAUUCAGCUUUAGUCAACAAUGUAACGCCAUCUGUGAGAAGGGGUAGGCGAGCAAGAGGCAAUGCAAAUGCUGUGACUGAAACAGUCGUAACUGAAGCAAAUUUGCCUGACUUGACAAACAAUAUCGUUUUACAUAAAGAGCAAGAAAGCUCCAGUCAAGCAUCUCCAGAAGCCAAAACUCAAAGAGGAAAAAGGAAAAAUCUUAAAAAUACAAACGUUGAUUCUGUAAGCAACUCUGCUGAAACAGAUGUUGCAACAUUAGAAUUAGAAGAGAGACCUAACAAAAGAUCUACACGUGGUGUUAGAGGCACACAGCAAGUUGAUGAGCUUAAAGAACCAAAAGGAAAAAAAGCAAAAGUAGAACAUGUGCCCAAACCUGCUGAACUAGUUCAUAUACAGGAGAAUCUAGCUAAAGAGAAUGCAUCUAGGGCGAAAUCUGUGCAGUGGCACCCUCUUCUGACUGUUAAGGGGACACCUGAAAAGAAUACUGAAGAGACUGUUAAGAAUCUUGCAGAUGAAGAAGCUCCGGUCAGUGCAGUAAAAUCUAGAGGAAGGAGGCGGCAAGAAGUAAAAGAAUCUGUUCCAGCAAAACGAUCGCGUUCAAGAAGGGAGGAAAAUAAUGCAGAGGCAUUAACUUCUAGUAGUACAACAGCUGAUGCAGUUCCUAUUGCUUUGGUUGCCAGUGAAAGUACUGAAACUCCUAAGAAUAAGAGAGGACGGAGGAAAGCAAACACACAAUUAGAGAAAGUUACUGAUUCAGAUCUUUCAGUGACAGAGGUUUCCUCUAAGCUAGACCUAGUGCCAGAGGUUGUAAACGAAAAGGCCGUAAACAAACGAAACACAGGUAAAAGAAACCUCAAGUCUUCAUCUGAUAGUGAUUCUAGUAGUAAAGCUGUUGAACCAGUGCUGGAGACUAUUACCCAAAAGCGUGGACGAAGAGGAGCAGCAGCCAAAAGUCUAGAUUCUGAGACUACUGAAGUUAAAACUGUUGAGUCUGCUGAAAAUGUAACUUCAAAUAAAAGAAGGGGAAGAGCACCAAGUCAAAAAACCAACAAUCCUGAAACUAGCAAAACCACUACUGAACCUGUUAAUAAAAAUCAAGCAACUGAAGCUGUAGCCAAAAAUACAGAUAAUGCAGAAAGUCCUCCUAAAUCAAGAAGAGGCUUAAAAAGAAAGGCAGCCACCACUGAUGUUCCGGAAGGCAACACAUCAGUAAGUGAAAAUGGACCCCGUGCCAAUGUAAGAGAAAGCACAAGAGGAGCUUCAAGGCAAAAAACUGCAGCAAAAGAAAAUCCAGUGGUUGUUGAAGAAUCACCAGCAAAGAAAAAGAGAACAGAGCCAUCUUCCAGUCCUGCUCAGAAAGGAGGAAAAACAAGAGCCACUGCAGCAAAACGGAAAAAUGAGAAACCAACAGAAGUUGUAAAGACAAGGCAAACAUUGCGCACACGGAAAUAGACCCAGAAGUUUUUAUACAUUUAAUUCCUGCCAAGCUAAAGUUUCGUCCAAUAAUUGGAUUCAAAUCCACUGAGUGAUUUUAUGUAAUUUUAAAUAUUUCUAUUUCUGUAGCACUGCAUUUUUUUUCCUGAAAAAAUUGUACAUUUUAUAUUUUUAUUCUGUACAUUUUAUAUCUUAUUUUGUCAAAGUUGAAAGCUUUACAUUUCAGACAGCUAUGGCUUAUUACAGUUAAGAAAACUGCUUACUAUUUUCAUUGUCUGUUUUUAUAUGGCGUGUUAGUGUUAGAUUGUUGUAAGUCAUUCUGAAUAAACAUGCCAGCGCCUUUCUUAAUAUAGGUCUUAUAUUUGUGCUUUAUAAUAAAAUGUAAUGGAGUGAUUUGGAUUCACAGUAUCGAUCGAUAUGCUUCUUUUCAUUCUGUGGAUAUUGUAUUAAAGUCUUUUGACUUUACGUUUGGAUUAUAUAUCCGAAAUUCACAUUCAAGUCUUAAGCCUGGAUUAUAAUCAGAAUUUUGUUUUGUGUAUAGUUUGUAGUUGAUGUAAUGAUUCUUGAUAUGUAUGCAUUGUGUGCUCAGCGGGUUGUUAAUAUGCAUAACUGUUUUAAGGAUCUGAUUCAUUUAAACCUCUGUACAAUUGUUAAAGAUUUGUGAUGCACCUUUUUUUAAAAAAAAAAAUAUUUAAAAUUGUCAGAUCAAUAUCCUUAACGAUGUCGGAUUAUUUAAAAAUAUGUAUUGUAGUGCAUCUCUGUUCGUUCUUCAGGGGGCGGGGUUUUUACAUUCAUUUUGUUUGGCCAAUGAUUAUUAGUAACACUGCUAUUUUGUAAUGGUGAACUGAGCAACAAGAAUGUCCACUCUGCAGAGAAGAGAAUGUAUCCACUCAAUUAAGAUUUUAAAUGGUUUUUAGUAACUUUUUUUUUUACUGUAACUGCCAUUAAUAUUUAAUAACUGGGGUCUUUUUUUUUUUUUGCGAGUUGAUCUGUUGCAGUUUGCAUUAAUAGGCACUUAGCAUUUUGAGUAGACUUAUUAGCCAUGACGUUUUAGCGUAUUGCAGAACUGGGAGAAAGUGAGGUGUGGAGAGUUGAGUAAUAUUCUGAAUUGUCUAAGGGCAUAAGCCCACUGUUAAAAGGAAGGCAGUCGUGUUGCGAUACAAAUGCUUGUCCUGACUUCCAGCUAAACAGCCAAAGAUAUGACAAUACAUGAGGGUUGUGGGAGCAAACCUAGUAACUUAAAUAAAAAAUUCAGAUUCACCUGGGCCAAGAUGGUCUCUCUAUGAUGUGUCUAAUUAGUGGUGAUACAGAAUUUUUACAAAUCAUGUAACCCUGCCCCCCCCUUUUUUUUUUUAAGGUAAGCUGAGCAAGAAAGUAUAAACCCUAAAUAUGUUAAACAUGCCACAUACUAAUGCAGUAUCAAAAGUCUGGAGUCGUAAUCGUUUGGUACUAAUCUCUCAAAUUUUCCGUCACCUGCAGAGGCUAUGUUGCCAGUAUUGUUAUAUGCAAAGCUUUCGUUGUCAAACUUGUGUGGCUGUAUCACUCUGAAAGGCAUUUUCCAUAACCAACACCCUCCAUCUCUUGAGUCUAGUGCUGAAUUCCUGCAUUUGACCGUAUAAACUAUGGUCUUUUACAUAUAAUCCUGUUGUUUCAAGUGCACAAAAGGGGGUAAUUGUUCUCAGAAUUGCCUUGUCUUUCGUUAGUUUU